Molecule: messenger RNA, 1449 nt
Organism: Nicotiana tabacum (common tobacco)
Lineage: Eukaryota; Viridiplantae; Streptophyta; Magnoliopsida; Solanales; Solanaceae
Biological process (GO): translation
Cellular component (GO): ribosome
Molecular function (GO): structural constituent of ribosome
Source: RefSeq, a predicted model, not a curated record
AAAAGAAGUGGUUCACAAACAAAAUAUACAAUUUUAUUUCCACAAAAAAGUUUCAAAAUGGGACUAGUAGGGGUUUAGCUGCACGGGGAGGGUUUAGCACUGCCUUUUGUGAGUUGCCUCCUUUUUCUCAUAUCGAUUUUUCCUUUGUAGCUGGUAAACUCAAUCACUCCAUUCAUUCUCUUCUCUAUCAGCUGAAGUUUGAAUAUUCGUUGGAGCUGAUUAAUGUGUAAUUAAUUCGUUUUUCUUUGUGCUGAAUCUGGAGCAUGGCUUUGUCCAUUUCAAGGAGGCUUUUGUGUUCUGUUGCUUCUCUAAAUUCACUUGGUCGCUUGGGUUCUCCACUUUCUGCUUCUAAUGGGAAGUGUCAUAUUCUUGGGAUUGAUAUGCCUUGUGUGGAAUCUUCUGUCUCCAGAAAGGACGAAUCAUUCUUCCUCUCUUGUCGAAGAUAUUCAACUACCAUCCUGACACCUGAUUCCAGUGACGGUUCAUUUCCUUCAGAUCUAUUAACUAAGAAACGUGUCUCAACUCCAGAGCGUGAGAUAGGGCUCCAUCAGGACUUGGUCAUUCCAGUAACGAACUUUCAUAAUGAAGACAAAGGUUUUAUGUGUUUGGCUGGGGAUGUUUUUGAUGUGCCAAUUAGGAAAGAUAUUAUUCAUCGUGUUGUGAGAUGGCAGCUAGCAAAACGACAGCAGGGAACCCAUUCAACUAAAACUAUUAGUGAAGUUAGUGGGACCGGUAGAAAACCGUGGAGGCAGAAGGGCACAGGACGAGCGAGGCAUGGAACACUGCGUGGUGCUCAGUUUCGAGGUGGUGCAACUAUGCACGGUCCAAAGCCACGAAGUCACGCAAUCAAACUGAAUAAGAAGGUUCGGCGGCUAGGAUUGAAGAUUGCACUAUCAGCUCGUGCAGCUGAAGGGAAGCUUAUGGUUUUUGAGGAUUUAGAGAUUUCUUCGCACAAAACAAAAAACAUAGUGAACUAUUUCAACCAAUUGGAGAAUACCAAGAAGCUUCUGCUGGUGGAUGGUGGCCCAAUCAGUGAAAAGCUAAAGUUGGCUACUCAGAAUGUACAUUAUGUCAACGUGUUGCCUUCAAUAGGUCUAAAUGUCUACAGUAUUUUGCUACAUGACACGUUAGUCAUGUCCCGUGAUGCAGUGAAUAGAAUAGUUGAGAGGAUGCAUACUCCAAUCAAUCGCUAAGGGAGCAUCUGAGGUUGAAAGGGAAAGAUCUUUGUAGUUUUCGUCGCAGAAGACAAAGCAUAGAAAAUAUUUGUUCUGCUGUUUUUCUAGUCAAUUUAAAAAAUUGUAGGUUUAGUUGUAUUUCUUAUCCUCCACUAUUUUCCUUGAAAGUAUAAUGCACAUCUGCAUUUCAUGCAAGUAAUAGAGGUACUACUUGAGAUUCUGUUACAUGGCAUAAAUCCUGGUUUAGGAUAAUAAAACACUCCCUUCUAAUGCA